Molecule: messenger RNA, 579 nt
Organism: Coccidioides immitis RS
Lineage: Eukaryota; Fungi; Ascomycota; Eurotiomycetes; Onygenales; Onygenaceae
Exons: 4
Coding region: 1-579 (192 amino acids)
Source: RefSeq, a predicted model, not a curated record
AUGACCAAGCCGCGAACCCACUCGCCUGUGUCUUGGUUCCAGCCCUACAUGAACUUAAUUUGGGUUUCCGCAAAGACAUACAAAGCUCGAGCAAACCCUGUGGAGAUAUCUUCUUUUGGAAGCAAACGAGCAUGCCUCCUGCGCCGCUCACACCAGAUCCGCCGCCUUUGGCAUCUCGCAAUUUUGGACAACCUUGAAAUACACACGAUCUCACCCUCGGGCUUUUGGCUUGUUCCAUUUUAUGAAACGCUCGUCCCGGGUUCCAAGGACGAGCAAGAGCCGACAAAGGGAACCCUAGCAAUGGGAAUGAGAUUCGUGCGAUGGUUUGAAUCGCACAAAAUUGUCGGAUGGAAACGGAAUGGGGUUGACCAGAUUGAACGUGGGCUCUUGUUCUAUGAGACAAAAACAUUUCCUGGCCCCCUCAACACCAGUGAUGCGGAAGCAUGCGAGCCGUGGCUGCUUGCCUUUUCCUUCUGGGCCUCCACAAAAGAGAGUCUGGGGAAGUUUAAGCUCGUGCGUGCUGUUCGCCACAAGAUCCCGUUUUUAGAUGCAGAUGGGGGCAAAACGGAGUUCAUGUGA